This is a messenger RNA of Piliocolobus tephrosceles (Ugandan red Colobus), 17726 nucleotides long. RefSeq names its product spermatid perinuclear RNA binding protein (gene STRBP). The record is from RefSeq and is a predicted model, not a curated record. Gene Ontology annotation, molecular function: single-stranded RNA binding; double-stranded RNA binding. Bases 340 to 2358 code for a protein of 672 amino acids. NCBI's taxonomy places the organism in Eukaryota, Metazoa, Chordata, Mammalia, Primates, Cercopithecidae. The transcript is spliced from 19 exons. Gene Ontology annotation, cellular component: precatalytic spliceosome.
CACCGCCGCCGCUGCCGCCGCCGAAGCGGAGACCGGAGCCGCGAGCGCCACCAGGGCAGCAACCGCCGCAGCCGCCGCCGCUGGGCAGAGGAGCCAGAGACGCGAGCGGGCGAGGUGGCGGCGGCGGCGGAGCGGGAGCGGGUACCGGGCGCGGGCAGAGCGCGGCGGCGCGGGUGUGUUCGAGAGAACAAGCCUUCAAACAUAUUUGCUAUAUUGACACUGAGCUGUCAGGGGACUCAGGCUUAUGAGGAGGUAUUGUUACACAAAACAGUGUCUAGUGAAGACGACAAGAAAGAGGGGAAAAGAUCGGAAAAAGAAGCUAAAAUACUAUAGAAAACCAUGAGAUCUAUUCGAUCUUUUGCUAAUGAUGAUCGCCAUGUUAUGGUGAAACAUUCAACAAUCUAUCCAUCUCCGGAGGAACUUGAAGCUGUUCAGAAUAUGGUAUCUACUGUUGAAUGUGCUCUUAAACAUGUCUCAGAUUGGUUGGAUGAAACAAAUAAAGGCACAAAAACAGAGGGUGAGACAGAAGCGAAGAAAGAUGAGGCCGGAGAAAACUAUUCCAAGGAUCAAGGUGGUCGGACAUUGUGUGGUGUAAUGAGGAUUGGCCUGGUUGCAAAAGGCUUGCUGAUUAAAGAUGAUAUGGACUUGGAGCUGGUUUUAAUGUGCAAAGACAAACCCACAGAGACCCUGUUAAAUACAGUCAAAGAUAAUCUUCCUAUUCAGAUUCAGAAACUCACAGAAGAGAAGUAUCAAGUGGAACAAUGUGUAAAUGAGGCAUCUAUUAUAAUUCGGAAUACAAAAGAGCCCACACUAACUUUGAAGGUGAUACUUACCUCACCUCUAAUUAGGGACGAAUUGGAGAAGAAGGAUGGAGAAAAUGUUUCGAUGAAAGAUCCUCCGGACUUAUUGGACAGGCAGAAAUGCCUGAACGCCUUGGCGUCUCUUCGACAUGCCAAAUGGUUUCAGGCAAGGGCAAAUGGAUUAAAAUCAUGUGUAAUUGUCCUCCGCAUUCUGCGUGAUUUGUGCAACAGAGUCCCCACAUGGGCACCAUUGAAAGGAUGGCCACUAGAACUUAUAUGUGAAAAGUCUAUAGGUACUUGUAAUAGACCUUUGGGCGCUGGGGAGGCCUUGAGACGAGUAAUGGAGUGUUUGGCAUCUGGAAUACUACUUCCUGGUGGUCCUGGUCUUCAUGAUCCUUGUGAGCGAGACCCAACAGAUGCUCUGAGCUAUAUGACCAUCCAGCAAAAAGAAGAUAUUACCCACAGUGCACAGCACGCACUCAGACUAUCAGCCUUUGGCCAGAUUUACAAAGUGCUGGAGAUGGACCCCCUUCCAUCUAGUAAGCCUUUUCAGAAGUAUUCCUGGUCAGUUACUGAUAAAGAAGGUGCUGGGUCUUCAGCUCUAAAGAGGCCAUUUGAAGAUGGGUUAGGGGAUGAUAAAGACCCCAAUAAGAAGAUGAAACGAAACUUAAGGAAAAUUCUGGAUAGUAAAGCAAUAGACCUUAUGAAUGCAUUAAUGAGGCUAAAUCAGAUCAGGCCUGGGCUUCAGUAUAAACUUUUAUCUCAGUCUGGCCCUGUUCAUGCCCCAGUCUUCACAAUGUCUGUAGAUGUGGAUGGCACAACAUAUGAAGCCUCAGGACCAUCCAAGAAGACAGCAAAACUUCACGUAGCGGUGAAGGUAUUGCAGGCAAUGGGAUAUCCAACAGGCUUUGAUGCAGAUAUUGAAUGUAUGAGUUCCGAUGAAAAAUCAGAUAAUGAAAGUAAAAAUGAAACAGUGUCUUCAAACUCAAGCAAUAAUACUGGAAAUUCUACAACUGAAACCUCCAGUACCUUAGAGGUAAGAACUCAGGGCCCUAUCCUCACAGCAAGUGGCAAAAACCCUGUAAUGGAGCUCAAUGAAAAAAGAAGAGGUCUCAAGUAUGAACUCAUCUCAGAGACUGGUGGAAGCCAUGACAAGCGCUUUGUAAUGGAGGUAGAAGUAGAUGGACAGAAAUUCAGAGGUGCAGGUCCAAAUAAGAAAGUGGCAAAGGCGAGUGCAGCUUUAGCUGCCUUGGAGAAGCUGUUUUCUGGACCCAAUGCGGCAAAUAAUAAGAAAAAGAAGAUUAUCCCUCAGGCAAAGGGUGUUGUGAAUACAACUGUGUCUGCAGCAGUCCAAGCUGUUCGGGGCAGAGGAAGAGGAACUCUAACAAGGGGAGCUUUUGUUGGGGCAACAGCUGCUCCUGGCUACAUAGCUCCAGGCUAUGGAACACCAUAUGGUUACAGCACAGCUGCCCCUGCCUAUGGUUUACCCAAGAGAAUGGUUCUGUUACCCGUUAUGAAAUUUCCAACAUAUCCUGUUCCCCACUACUCAUUCUUUUAGCAAAUGACAGAAGCUAAUUCCUAUUGAACAACAAUACAGUACAAUACAGAAUGUUAGAGAAAAAGCCUUUUUAUCCUGCUUUCUUUGAACACAUACUUGAUCAAAAUUAUUUGUAAAGAACAUCUUUCCUACUUUUUGAUUUUAACAAAUGCAAAUUUAGUUCUCUAAAACUUGAAAAAAAAAAAAAAAAAAGAAACCAGUUCUGUGAAAACGGUACCUCAUUUCUGGAAAAUAACUUAUACCAGCCCUUCUGUUCUAGGGAAAUAAAAGUCUAGCAGUUCAAAGUUUAAGUUUUAAGAGACGUAUCAGAUUAUGUAAAAUUAAAUUUGUGAAGGAUGUAUAGAGUCUCAAACACUGAUCACAAAUAAACUGCUUUGUUGUAACACAGAGUACUGCCUGGUUCCUGAUGCAGUCACUGAUUCUUAGUUGAUUGAUAUGUAUUUGCCCCAGGGCACUUUAAUUUGGGCUGUAGUUAUUUUUUUUUAAUACAAUAGAGACUUUUCAUUUAAACUUUAACUUUGUAAAUAUUGAAGUGUGUAAUAAAGCCAAUAAAAUAUGGGUUUGAAUAUUGUUUUAGCUUAUUAUUUUUGAUAUGUUUUGGUAUCAAAUUACAAGGAAUUGAAAACUAAUAACUUAGCCCUAGAAGCCCAUUCACUUGUAAGCAAACUGCUAAAACAAAGCAAAGGUGAUUGUUAGUUUGAGCCAGUCUACUUACUUUGUAAGCCCUUUGUCCUCCUGUUGUACAAGGGCAUCCCCAUGAUAAAGGUUCCAUUCUGUUAUUCGAGCAUCGCUUAUUAAAAUGAUGGCACUACCCAGAGAUGGGGAAGGAGAAUGUGAUUAUCCUAGUUUAUGAAUUUCCAAGUUUUUAAAAAUAAUAAAUUAAUCAAUCAAUCACCCUCUCUUGUUCUUGUGGCCUUCUUCACUCUGUAAGAUAUUGUGUUCACUCCCUGGCUUUUUUCAUGCAGAUAGAAGAUUAGCGAUUUUGCUGGGAUUCAUUGAAGGGUCUCCUUUCCUCUUCAAUUACAUCAGAAUCUAAAGCAGCAACAGGGUCCCCAUAAAAACUUGCUCUUCGAUUGUCCCAGUUCUUGUUGAGUGCUGCUGUGAAAAGUGACAGGUUUCAGCCAUGGGUCAGCAUUUCUUUUUAAGACACCUGAUGAUGCUGGUGGAAAUGGAUCAGUGGGUAACAUUGUGCUGUUCUGUAAAGGGUGCAGACAUAAGUCCUCCACUUGCAUUCUCACCUUGUUUGGAAAGCCAAUGAUGUUACUAGAAGGUAAAUGGUUUCAUUAAGGUACUCACCCCCAUGAAGGAACAGCAGUGUGGUCCCCUGUCAAUAUUUAUAAGGCACCAUGUCUUAAAAAUGUCUGUUUUUAGUAUGAAUUAGCUUUCGUUUUCCCUGUUAAAUUCUGCUUUUGGGAACUUGACAGGGCCCAUCCAUGAGAAUGGGCUUCACAAAACAUGGCAAAUUUAUAUACCAAAUUUCUCUGGGGCCACUAAAUAAAGGUGAAACGGGCAAUGUACAACAAAUGUUAGUGUCACUGCUCAGAUAUAUAUUACACAAUGAUUAGUUUGUUUCUUCUCCUUGGUCUUUUGUCUUUAUUGGUGGUGGGUGAUACUUUAAUAAAACCUCAUCACUUGCUGGAAAUAGCUGUAACUUAUCAUUCUCAUCCUGUGCAUUAGUGGCUAGACAUAAACAAGAGGGCCCAUUUCAGCUGGGAGUUUUCAUGUUUCAUUGAUGCAUUUUGCUGACCUAUGGAUGAAACAGAGCCAUCACUGAGAAGAAAAAGCAUGGCUGAUAGUGUCCAGUUUUUAUUAAUUAAAUCUUUACAGUAGUCCUCAUUGUCUUUGGAAUACUAUUAAUUGGCAGCUACAGCUGUAUUGUUAUUUGAAAUUGGUCAUCAAAUUUGGAUUCCACGUUGGAAUCUCUCUAGAGAUUUCUCGUUAGAAAAUUCUUUUGAAGUAGCUGACUCUGCUUCAUAACUCACGCCCUCUGUAAUGGUGAAAAGGGAGCUGUGCUGUUUUCCAACAUGAUGGCAGUCAUUUCAAAUGGUUUCUACCAAGUCUUUUUUUUUUCUUUUUUUAAUUUUGUUGUUUGUUGGAAGUUACUAACCAUGUUGUAAACCUGCCCAGUUGCUGCGAACUUUUACAUUUCUCUGCUUUACUUAAAAUAAUCGAGCUGUCAGUCCUUUGUUAGAAGUGAUAACCAUGCAAGUUCAACUGUUUAAAUUCUGUAAUGAAUUAAGCGUCCCCCCUCCCCACCUGUUGCCCUUCCCACCCUUCCAUUUUGUAAUGAAAAUUCCACUUACAGCUGAAAGAGCAGAGAAAUAUAAAUGAAGCUCUUGGCUUCACCAAAUUGCCUGAAAUUAACAUAAAGUUUUGCUUCUCUGCUCUUUUCUCCACUGUAGGUGGUUUUUUCAUUGACAGCCCCUAUUGCCAGCCUCUGAGCGUCGCACCAUUUAUUAUUCACUUGGGCCCUCAAGAUUUCUUCUCUGACUUCUAGAACCAUCAGGUUGUCUGGCUUGAAAUGGCAAUUUCUAUGUCUUGGUCUUAAGAGCAAUGUGACACCCUGAGGCUAUCCAGCUUUCAGACACCACUCUGACACCUUCUUUUUGAAAGCAAUGACUGAUCAUUUUAAAGAAGAGCAAUACUCUGUUCAAAGCCACGGUGUCUGUUUUAAAACUUUUCCUUUGGAACCCUAGCAAUAUCUGUACUUAACCCCUUUUUAGCAUAGUUUCUUGUCAGGGAGUUUAUAGAUGAGUGUAGAGCUUAAAAUUCGCGUGUGAGCUGUGCUAUGUUUUCACAGUUUUUACACUUUUUAGCAUAUAAAUAGUUACAUUCCUGACUGCGUCAGUUAGUGUUGUUAUAAUUUCUCAGAAACAGGGGUCCUCCUUGAAGCCAUAUCCUCUGCAUGGGGACUGGCCCCAUGACUAGCCAGGGAUGUGGCUUGCAGCUUGUGUUUCCUCAGGCUGCAGGAGUACCCCAUCUCUUGUGCAAGGUAAUUGGUCCAGUAGAUUUCCAACAUACCUCAUGCUGACUAGAUGAAGUGCAUGGGUGGUGAAGUAAGGAGUUGAGUUUACAUAGUUCUGAAGUCGUUUGUAGUCUCUCUCAAAUUGUUAGCCUGGGGAACCAACCAGUGAGAGAUUUUGCUGGUAUUUGCCUUUUCUUUUUUUUUUUUUUAAAUUUUGGGUGAAUGUUUGAAAAUCAUGAAUCAGCCACCGUUAUUAAUUGAAGAGCUAGGAAUACCUCGUUAAUGUAUUUUUAAAACUGGUGUUGGACCCUCUGUGUAUUUCAGGUUAAUACUUUUAAGCAGUUUUCAGCACGUUUAUCUCACUUUAUUCUCGUUCUCCUCGGACCUUCGUAGCCAUAUCACUUGUAUAAAAUAGGCUGAGAUAUAGUGACUGUAAGCUGUGAUCUCAGUAUACAAAGAACCAACUUCAGCAAGACUCGGGGUGGUGAAUAUCGAGUCUGCGGAGACUGAAUAGACUUAAAGCAAUCCAUCUGUCUUUUCCAAGUUAGGUAGCUAGAUUAUUUAUUUCCCAUCUUACUCAACCAUCAUGGAGUUCAUGUGAAGAUGUGAGGGUUAGGCAGAUAUUUUAAUAAAGAUUUGCUUCAUUUAGGUGUGUCCCAUAAAUGCAUUUAAUUGUGUUAGAUGUUCUGUGCUAAGGCUGUAUUUGAUAUAUGUAGAUUAAAAUGAAUUUCAUGUUUCAUAUUUGUUUCUAAGUAGCAGUUUCUUUUGAUUACUCACUUUAAAGUUGCUGGAACAACUCUUGUUUUUUCCACGCAGAAUCUGUAUGUACAUUUAAUGUGGCUUUGGCAUCUAUAAAAGGUUGUACGAGGUAUAGCUGACUAGUACUGAGUGCGAUCCAGUCGUGCUGAAACAGCCCAUUGCCUAUUAGGUGCCAGGUCCUCUUCUGGGUACAAGUGAACAGAGGCUGUGACCAGUGGAAGCAUUUUAAUUCUGACAGUCUCCUUGUUGUUGGAAUUGGGCCUAUUACAAAUAACUUGCUUUGGGAACCAGAUACCUUGUUAACUGUGGCAAAAAAGAAUAUUAGCCCAGUCAUUAGUUUAAUUGUAAACUAUUUAAUAAUGUAGGCCCUCUGACAUCACUAAAAUAGGUGUCACUUGGAAAUUCACUCGUUUAAAAUAUUUCCCUGGCAGUUUUGAGAGCCUGAAACCUACUCUGGUUUACGUUCAUGGACCUCGGUCCAAUAAGUGAAUGUAAUGAAAUGAAUAACAAAUACUCCAGUCCUUUCCAGGUAGUUUUUAUAGUAGAGCAAAGGACAAAGUGGUUAAUUUAAACACUGAGCACAUUUUUUUUUAAAUGACAAAUGAGAAAGUUUCACCCUUAUAAUCAAUCAUUCACCAUAAUUUCCCUGUUUCCUAGAUGUCAUUAAUAACUGGAGGAAAAUCUUCAGUAGUGAGUUAGGGGAAAGAACUAAGGCGAUCCCCCCGCCUUCCCCGCCCCCACCCCAGGAAUUAGAUUUCAAGCAAUGCAGAGCCCUAUACACCAGGGUCAUUAAGAGCAGUUAAAGCUGAAAACAGCGUGCUCUGUGCAUGGUCUUCCCCUAAUUCCCAUUCAUCUUAUGCCAGUGCCUCCUGAGAGACGGUGGGGCUAGCUCUGAAUCUCUGAAUGAGAAAGGUUCUGUGUAUUCAAACUCAUACUCUGUACAGUCUGACGCCAUACUGUCCAGUGAACACAGAUUCCUCAGUGUUAUUAGGAGUCCUGGAAAGGAGACGGGUGGUAAAUAGAUAACAACAGCAGAGCCAAGAAACUACUGCUGAGGUAGGUUUCAAUAUUGAUGUGUUUCGCUCUAGCCCUUAUUUACAGAGCACAGAGCUGGUACUUAUAUAAGAAUGAGUCCCUUCCUUCCUUAAUAGCCUCUUCCCGAAAGACUGUUUUAAGUCAAUAAUUCCAGUUGAGUUGGUUGUAAGAAUAGAUAUCCUUUCCCACAUUAUCAUUUUAGGUAGAAACUAACAGAUUCCAUUGAUGCUUUGAAGCAGCAAUCUUCGGAGGUUUUUAAAAAUAGUACCAUAAUGCAAAUUAGGUUAUGUAAGCUUUACAGCACAGCUAGAAAUAGAGACCAGAAACCAUGUGGGAAUCUGGGCCAAAGAAUUUCUCUCCUUCCAGAACAUUCCCAUGGGGCUCAGGAAUUAGAUGAGUUAAUACACAUAAUAUGUUUUGAACAGUACCUGGUGCAUAGUACGUACUCAAUAAUAUGUUGAGUGUUGUUACCAUGGUUGGCCGAGGUGAGGAUGAAUGUGAGGGGGCCGAGGCUGUGCCAAUAGGUGUUGGAGAGGCAGGUGCAUGGCCUGCUCAGGGUGGAGCUGUGUCGGUUCAUUGGUGCUGAUAGGCUUCACUGCCAGGCUUUGGGAGAGGACUCCUGGUAUCUAGGGGUUAGACAAGAAACACACCCCAGGGACCUGGUGAGAGCUAGUGUGGUGGCGUUGCUGUAGAUCCAAGCUUAAGGAAUUUGCUCAUGUGUCUGUUACAGUAGUUAAAUUACCAGCCAGUCUGCUGCCAAAUACUUGGUUUUUUUUUUGGGGGGGGGGUGGUAUUUAAGGGUGCUUAGAACUUCAUAAGGGCUGAUCUUAGAAUGUCUACCUGCUGAGUCCAAGCGUCCAACCAGUGCAUUAAUAAUUUUUAAAAAAGGUAUUUGGUUAUAGCUGCCUCCAGAAUCUAACCUUCAGGGCUUACCCGUGUUUAGUAGGUAGAAAGCAAGUUCCUUUACAGCACAGAAAGGAAAGGAGGAAACUGGUGUGCUUAAAAGGCUGUCGACUAGGAUGCUUCUCUGAAAAGCACUCCUAUAGCCUGUCUCUUCUAGUUUGCUUUGAUAUUUCUGGGGGAAAAAAUCUGUACUCAUCACCAUAUGAGGCCUCCCUUCUGCCUAUUAGUCUUAGAGAAAACAUAUCUGCCCAUCUAUUCAUCUUUCUUUUUGUCUAUCCAUUUACUUAUCCAUUUAUCUGGACACAGUUGGGAAGUUUCUUUUUGAUAAAAGGAAAAUGGGUACAUGAUGAAAUUGGUGCUUUUGGAUUAAACAGAGGGUGCACACCAUCUUAUCUUCCAUUCCUUUGUGUGUCUACAAAGAUUUCGGGGGCCUCUGCAGAAAGGUGGUCAGAUGCAUCCUUGGCUGUUGGUAAGAGGUGAGCUAAGUGGGAAACAUAGACUGGAGCCCUCAGAUGCUCCAAGUUUAUAAAAACUGUAUAGACAAGGACUGUUACCUUUAAGGAGGCAAAUAAGAUUUACCUCGUAGUCAAGAGGUUUUUCUUAAAUCUAAGAAAUACUUGUUUAGCUAGUGUCUUGGCAAAAGUCAGUGCAUUCCCCCCAGGGGAGGCUGUUUGGUGGAGUCUUUGCCUUGGUCAGCCAGCAUUGAGGGAGGACGACUUUUUUUGCCUUGACUGAUCAGUCGUUAACAUUCUAAUUAAUUACUCCUUCUGAGGAGGGUCUUGGUCUCUCUUGGCAGAACUUUGCCAUUUCUGCAAAUGAACUGUACCAUCCUGCUGGUGGGCAGGGUGAAGAUAGCCACCAUUUGCCCAAGUAGUUUCACACUGGACUAAAGUUCUCUGCAUUCAGGUGUCGGCUAAAUGCCCCAAGUAAUGAGGUGAACAGUAGCCCUCAGUUUAGGUCAUUUGGGGCAGCAGUAGAUUGAAGAAGUAGGAAGGGAAGGGGAAGGAAAGAUGCCACCAUUUGUAUCUUGUGUGCCAGGCAUUUGGACAUUCUUCUGGAUUCUCCAACUGCCUUCUUGGAAGUAGUAGUAUCCCUGGUUUACAUAAGAAACUGAUGCUCCGAGUUAAGUGCUAGAACCAUUAAUGGAACCUAGCUCUGUUCUAAAGCUUUUUCUGUUCCAUCUGCUGUGGAUUAUAAGGCUGGGGUUGACAGGACGGGCUCUCCUGGAAGCUAGGCCCUCUGACUUGAGGUGCCUCCAGAUCAGAUAAACUGGCCUAAAAUAGGGCUCUUUUCAUUUAAAUUGGUUGUGAAGAACGAUCUUAACAUACUGGAAGGACAGACUGAACGGCUGCAUUGCAUCUAUAUCAACAGAGGAAGCAUUUUUAUCUCAAGCUUGGUUUUCUCUGAAUUUCAGUGAAAUUUGAGGUAUGUGUUUUCACUUCGCUUAUAUUUUCUGAGUGCAUGUUCUCUGCCUGGCCUGAGAUAGGUCAUGAGGAUGUCUUCAACAAUUGAAGCCAGACUCUGAAGGCAGGCUGGUGAGGCUUUGACUCAUUGGGUACAAGGAAGAGGAGCACAGAGGGGCAGCAGCCCAGGUCUGGGGUACAAGUGCAAGGGGGUGUCCCUGGACAAGUACUCAGCAGAGAUGGGUGGUGACAGACUGCAGAGGUCAGUGGUCACUGCCAGGAGUUUUCCUUGAGUAAGCCUCAGGGCAGACUGCCAGCCUGGAGUUUGCUGUCUUUCCUCUAAGUUGGACCCGUGUAUGGUAAGCCCUGCUUGGGAUGGCUUUGGGGUCUCUAAAUUGCUGCCUGUGAACCACCCUGUUGAACGUGUCGGAUUCUUCUGCUGCUGUAAACCACUUUACCAGCUCCUUGGCUAAUGAAUGACAGCUGGGUCUCUGCUUAGGCAUGGGUGGGUGCAGGGAUGGCUGUGGGAGCCUUCUCAGGGAAAGGUAUUCCUCAUCCACCCCAAGUCAUCAUCUUUCUUGGCACUUGGCAAUGUUUCUGUGCACCCUGCUGUAAUCCUGGAGGGGAACAGGAAAAAGGAACCUUUGAAACCCAGGUUGUCGUGUUCUAGAUCAUGACUGUGUCAGGGAGAAUGAGCACCUGGCAUUCGUAGAACACAGUCCUCUCUGAAGCCCUUUCCCACUUGUCAUCUCAUGGCUUGCUGCACUGGUAGCCCUUGGAGAAGUGCAGUGCAUAGAUUGUCGUUCCCACCCUGCAGACAGGGAGAGCGGAGCCCAGAGAUCUCUCCAAACCACCCUGCUCGUCUGUGCGAAAACAUUGUGGCUCCUAACUAGUUUUUAACCACCAGAAGAAUAACAUUUCUUAGACUGUUUUUAGAGUGAACAGCAGCCCUUUCUGAGGAAUUAGUUUUGAAUUUCACCACAACUGGAAUUAGAAAAUUUCUCCUUUUACAGAUGAGGAAAUGGAUGCUUAGAUAAGGUGACCUGCCCCAAAUUAUAGUGCGGUGACUGGCGGCGCUCACCCAGUCUGAGGCUAUGCUCUGAGCAGGUGGUUUGCGUCGCUAGCGCGGACCAACGUCUGUUCUGUCUCCCAAGCCCACUUGGCAGCAGUGGCUUCUCUGUGAUGUGUUCUGCUCACCUUUCCUCUAGGCUUCUGGGCUAUCCCCUGUGCGCCUUGAAACCAAGCAAAAACCAACCCACGUCUCCCUGAUCCUUCCUCAGGCCCCUAAAAUCCAGACUUCCUGGCUCUUUAUGUUUCUGGUUCCUUUGUUAGUGUGCUACUGGACAAGGUGACCAAAUGGUCAGCUCUGGGCCUAGCAGCCUGGGUUUUUUUGUUGUUGUUGUUGUUUUUUGCCAGCUACACAGUUGGGGUCAGUUUCUACAGAUCAUCAUUUCAUGCUGUAACUGAACCCUAUAAUAAAGUGCAAAUUCAUUAAUGGCCACUUGGAGAGCUCCUCAGGGGUGGGAAGGAGGACAGGGGAUGUACUGUUGGAAGUAUGUUAUGUUCAGCUCAUCUACAUUUUGGUUUUUGGCCACAUCCUCCGUUCCUGGCUCGGCCUUCAAACAUGUACUCGAACCCAUGGGAUCACGGUCACAGUAACACAUUUUCCAGAGCAAUCUGGUGUUGGGAUCCCCUUGGAUUCUUUUGUCAUGAGACUUCUCGGAAGUCUCCGCUUUCUAAAAUCCCUCGUUCCUGCAGAGGCUAUGUUAAAGGAAUAUGGUAGGCAUCAUCUGGGAGGUAAAAGACCUAUGGAAAUUGGCACCUGGGGAACUCAGGAAAGCUGAAAGCACCUUGAAAUGAGAUGGAAGGACCAGGUUAAGGCUGGUGAAGAGGAGACUGGAGAGAACGUGGGCACUCCCGCCACGUAUUUUUAAGGGAUUAUAUUUAUUUAUUGUAUGUAGUUCCAAAGCAUAAAAAACAAUUAUGGGAAGCCAGUGGGGCAGUUUGAGCUAAAAUACACCUCCCGCGAUGACAGACGCGGCCUUGAGAGAGCAGCUGAGGUGCGACAUGAGCUCCCUGUAAUCGGCAUGUUCCAGCAAGAAGCCGGUUGUGUGGAUGGCAAAGAGGAAAUUCUGUGGAAUGUCAGUUUGGACGAACUCUGAUGUGAUUGGUGAUGCUGCCAAGACUGUGUCUCCCUUCUUGGGCACGUAGAUUUAUUGAGAGAAAACAUUCACCGUCACCUACUGCUUCUUACCAGGCUUUGUGUUGGGGCAGAAGGAGCAGUUGGAGAAAAUGUCAGAAUUUGCAGCUUAGACAACUGAGUAGAAGGUGAAAUCAUUGACCCAGAUGGAGAGUACAGGGAGGGGAAGAAAGAGGCUCAGGGGAUUUGAACAGAAUGAGAGUCAUCCUCUUCUGUGCAGGCAGAAAGGCUUCAGCGGGUCUCCCCCUCCCGGCUAGGGCUCCUCCUUGUCGGCCCUGGGCUGGGGGCUGGCAGACCCAUUCCCAGGUCUCCCGCCGAGGGCAGCAGAGGAGCCAGGCCUCAGGAGAGAAGUGCUUACUGAGUAAUUUAGCAAGAUCUAGAGGCUUCCCACUGAGACAGACAGGGGAUCCCCAGGAGGGGAGUCAGAGGCAGGCCUGGCAUGCACAGAGUGUGCCCACUUGGAGAGCGUGAACGGCCUUGCCAUCGGACCUGAGAUGGUUAAGAGUGACGUGGCAGGUGGAACACAGUUUGCAGUCACUUCUUGAACGGCCCUGGAUGGUGUGUCCUUCAGUGAUGACUGUCGUCCAUGAUGGUAAGUUCCAGAGGGUUGAUUGGGACAGUUGGAUAGCCAAGGACCAGAGUCAGGAAGGAGGACUGAUGAGCAAGAGGCUGUUGCCAUCGGCCAGGUGAGGCAUGAGGGAGGCUGAUGGAAUGCAGCAGCAGAGGGAUGGAGAAGCAGGAAUGACAUCUCCUCACAGGCCAGGCUCCUCUGCCGGACUGGGUAGGGAUGGGAAGAUGAUGGCCCCCAGCCCUGGGCCAAGGAACAACAGCACCCAUCCAGGGAGGGGGACCUGCUGGAGAACUUCUGGACCACUGCUCAGUGGGCAAUAGAGAGAACAGUGGUGUCUCUGACCAGGAUGGGGGAAGGCAGGGGAGUGGAGGAAGAUACUGACAGGGUACAGAGGAGGUCGAAUGGAGCAAGGGCCAUCUCCACUGGGCUAGGAAAUGGGGCUUUGCUGGGCCACACUCCAUUGUGCUGGAGCGCUCCAGCCUCUCCACUGGCAGUGGGUGGGGAGGGGCUUGUGAUCUAUCAGCAUCUUCACCCUUUCCAAGUUUCUGCUGGGCUGGGCUUUCCAGCCAGGAGUCACAGGUACCAGGUGGUCGUUCAUACUGAGGCCUUUUGCUUGGCAAAAAGUUAAUCCAGUUUUGUUCAUUUUUAACCUAAGCAAAGGUUGGAGGUUGUUGGAUUCAGCAUCUGUGGAACACAGUCUGUGUAGCCCAUGAGAAGGUGUGGAUAUUCUUUCCCAAGUUCUUGAAGGACGGAAAGGACUAUGAACUUGUGACCAGAGGAUUGGUUUUUGGUGUCAGAUUUCUGUCUGUCCCAGUGCUGCCACUUUCGCUUCGAAAUGGACAGGGAGAGCUGAAGGCCAGCGUGAGUUUCUGCACCUGUUUCCUACAGCUCUGCUGGGGACUGCAGCUCAGGUGGCAGCUGUGGACAUGGAUCCAGUCAGCCUUUGGGUGGCCAGAGCUCCAGGGCCAGGUGUCUCUUAGCUGCAAGCAGCCUUCACUGUUAAUCAGCAGGCUACACAAAUCUCACCUCUAAAGAGGUGAAAUGUGAAAAUAUAUGGGAAGCACCGCCUUAGACCUGUGUCCACAAAUCUUUUCUGUAAAGGGCCAGAUAGUGAGCAUUUCAGGCUUUAUGGACCAUGUGGUGUCUGCUACAGCUGCUCAGCCCUGCCACUGUAGCACAAAAGCAGCCAGAGACAGUACGUAAAUAGAUAGCAUGGCUGUGUUCUGAUAAAGCUUCAUUUACAAAUACACAGGGCCGUAGUUUGCCAAGCCCUGCAAAGUAGGGAGUAUUUUGCCAAAGUUGGCUGUAUUUUGCCAACCCCUUAGACUAUAGAGAUGACUUACCCUUUGGCUUAAUCUUGACUGGAAACUUCCUUCCCAUCUGCUGCCUGGACCCAUCCACCUCUUCACAAAGGCUUCCUCAAUGCACAGGACGGUGUAGUUCCUGCCCAUAUGGAACUUAGGUUUUGAGUGACAUCAUACAGAACAGGGCUUAGAGAAGUCCCGGGUGGUAGGGUCUCAAAGAGAAGGGCUGAGGGGGAAUCAGGAAAGCUCUGAAGGCGGGCAGCUCUGGAGUUGGGCUCAGAUGAGGAGGAGGCUGCAGUUCUCCAGGAAGGGAAACAGGACCAGAUGACGGAUGAGAUUGUGUUGAACAAUGAGGACUUCUGCAUAGUCACACAGGCUCAUGGGGUCCGCUCAUAAAGGACCAGGAGGGCCAGGCUCAGGAGCGUGGACUGGAUUCUCUGGGCAGUAGGGAGCCAUUGGACAGUUGUGCUCAGGAGGGUAAUGUGAUCACAAAUGCUUAUUAGAAAUGUCACUGGCUAUGGAGGACCGUGUCUGUGGUUCUAAGUUACACCUUUCAGUUUAGUCUGGACUUUUUGGUCAAGGUGCUUUUGGUGUUAGAGUGGGGAAGAGAGGCCCAGAGAGUUGGACAGAUGUUCUGACCACUGGCUUGUAGUCAGUGAGCGCCCCACCUUUAUUUUGACAUGACAGAGCUCGACAGAAUCUUCCUUCUUCAGGCUUUUUCUUUUCCUGCUAUCCUAAAGAUCAUGUACAAGGGCAGGAUAAAUGAAACAUUCUGUCUCCAAUCUGAGGUUGGCUUGGGGCCUCAGAAUAUGAAGGUAAAGAGGCGGGGACGGGCUGCCCCUUGCUUCAGAAUCCAGUCACAUGGCGGCAGUGCUCUAUGGAGCAGAUUGCUUCCUUUGUACAUGCCCUGGGCCUGUGGCCAGCAGGCCUCAGGGAAGAGGAGAUGCUGACCUCUCGUCUCCAGAGGCUGCCAGCUACUAAGGGAGGUUAAACCGACUACCCUUGGGGGUGGACUGCUCUGGGCAGGGCCUGAUGCCAGGCACAGGGGACUGAGGUGAAUCAGACAUGGUGGUCGCAUUGAGGAAUGCCCAGUGUAGUUGGGGUGAGGAACAAACCCACGGGUGUUUGUGGCGCUUUCUGCUGAGCGUGGUCUUUCCUCUCAGAGGGGUUUCUAGGCAUGUUGAAGGGAGCUCCCAUUCAGCGCAUCGGAGAGGUGCCAGGGACGUGAGCUGCUGCCAGUUUGACAUGAACAGAAGCUGGGAGUAGCUACUGCUGCUGUGCAUUGACAGGAGCACAGUGUCCGCUGUGAAGGGGCGGGUAAGGCUGGAGAAGGAUGGCCUAAGACAAGUGCCUCCACAGAUGCUGAUUCAGUGAAGCCCCAUCAGCCCUGUGGGGGAGAUGAGGAUCACAUGCAGCUCGGAGAAGGCAAGGCACUUGCCCCCCUGCCUGAGCUGGGAGGUGGUGGCCAGUUCCGCACGGCACUGUCCCAUGAUACUGGCGAGGCGGGACCAGCUAUGGGCUAGCAGUGCUGCACCAUGACCCCCUUCCACAGGGCCCAGCCUUGUUUCUGGCCCUCCAGGACUGAGUCAGGAGGUGAAGCCUGUGGUGCUGUCCCAGCGCAGUCGGGCCAGGCUUGGGGAAAGGCAGGAGGGAGAUGUGCUGUGCUCUGAGCAGCCUGGCAGGCCCUGGAGAGGCAGGAAGCCACUGUAUACUUCAGGAACUGGGUGCUGCUUACUCUCAGUGAAGUUGUGUUUUGCUAAUCUCUUGAGAAUCAGGUGAGGGAUACAGAAGGAAGAGUUGCACCUGGGUGGCUGCUGUCUUUCGACUUGUCGGGCUCCCUCUGGUACAGAAGUGCCUCUAGGAUUUUGCUGCCUGUUCUCUUCUCUUAUGGACAUGGAGUGGCUCUCGGGUUCUUAUGGUAGGUGUGGAACUUCUCAGCUCUGAGGAGGAGCACUUGCUGCAUUUUCUAGAGAAGUUUCUGGGUUCAUGGAAGGGAAACUGACAAACUGGAGCCUGGCACAGAUGGACAUUGGGUAAAGAGAACGCAGCCCAUCCCUGGCUGCAGUGCCAGGCGUGGCCUUUCAUGUGGCAGCAAGUCACUUGCUGUGUCUCCAGCUUCAUAGGAAGGCUCUUGUCUGUCAGGCAGUGGAGUUCCAGACAAGAGCCUUGCUCAGGCCAGCCCUGCCCCUGCCUCUGCCUGCAGGCACAGGCGCUUUGCCAUCUGCCCUGUUUUCCUGCUUAGGGAAACAUGAUGGUCAGAACAUUUCUUGACUCUAACCAAAAUAUUUCUGCUGCUUUUGCAAGUCAGAUUCUUUUUCUUUUCAUUGUUCAUGGAAAUGGAUCAAGAACAGGAGUUUUAGCGAGAGAGGUGGUGAGAAGUUCCUUCUCCACCUGUAAUUUGCUAAUUGUGUUUUAGGUUUCCAGCCUUUCCUCUGUUCUGGGUAUCUCGUGCUCUCCACCCUUGAGGGAUUUUGGUGUGGUGGGUCAGUGGCAAGACACUCGAUCCAGACACACACAUUUCCAAGGCACUUUCAUGUCACUUACCAAGCCUCCUUGUGUGCAGGUAUCAAUUCACUGGCUCCCUUAGGCUGCAGCCCUGACCCCCAAGGUAGUGAUGGCAGCCGGUGCACGAGGUAUGAUUUGGAAGUAACCAGGCAAGCCCUGGUUGCAAAAAAUACCUCUUCUGUCCCAACAGUAGGCCAGAGGUGCUGCCAUUAGACGCCUCUCUCUACCGACCCCCGAUCACUUUUCAUGCUCAGGCCAGCCUUGCACAAUCAGGUUCCGUUCAUUCUGCACCCCCAUUUCUUAGGUGGGGUACUGAGCACUGCUUUUCCUUUAGCUCAAUCAAUAUGGCAGCUUCUCAGGGAUGGAACCUACCAUGGCUGUAGGAGAUGCUUCGCUACUUCUUACUACCUUUCCUAGGGAGGGCAGCUCAUUUUUAGAAAUGCUGCUGGGGAGCCAAAUUGUAGGCAUCCAACCAGAGGGCCUCGCUCUCUGUCUCCCAGGAAUCAAGGGUAGCUCUGGCUCUCUGAGGAGCUGUCUCCAGCCUCCAGGUGGACGUCCUUUCCAGCAUACCAGGGCUUAUGGAGGCAAAAUGAAAGCUGGUCCACGUGGGAACUCCCUGCUGUUGUCCUUUCCUUGGGCAGACAUCAUCUACUUUUGAGCCCCUAGCAGUUUCAUCCUGUUUUCCCCAAAGCAUCCUUGGACUCGGGCCUUUCAUCCUGGACCCAUCUGUCUGGCCUGUUGUGCUGAACCUUUGGUUUAAGUGGUUGGUUGGUCCCAGCCACUUCUUCAAAAGAAGGUUUCCUAAGGUAAUCAUCAGGGCAAUUGUACUUCCAGGAACAGUGAGGCUGAUGGGCCUGUUCCCAAGGGUGCUUUGGCAGGGGGUGCCAGGGAAGGGGCUGGCCUAGGGCCAGGUUCAUUAUACCGUUAGCCCUACAGCCCCAUGCCUUUGUGUCCUGGUUUACCCGCCGUGUAGUGGUCCUGCAGGAGUGGAGCCUGUAGGACUUGCUUCUCACCCACUCCAAGCAGAACUGUCGGGGAAGGAGGUGGGAGGUGCAGCCAGUCUAGACCUGAAGCUCUCACACUAAGGAGUAAGGUAGGCCUGCUCAGCCUUAGCCCUCGUCACCUCCAAGGGUGGGGUACGCAGGAGGAGGCUGAGCGUAGUCGUGGAUAGAAACCUUUCCCUACUGCACGGUCACACACAUGGCAUUGGACUCCUGGCUGUGUAGCUCACUCGGGUCUACUGAAGACCAAGUUAGUUUUUAGAAAUCUAUUUAAAGUAUCUAUCAUGUAUCUAUUGACUGUGUUUUUCUGAAUACGCAAGUGUAAAUAGUAUAAUUUGCAGUGCAAAGUCCUUGGCAAUAAAUUUGUGUAUUAUGUUUAAAAACACUGGAAACCACGACCACCAUGGACUGCCCUUCCCCUCUGAGGCAAUUAUUACAUGUAGGACUCUGAACUUUAAACCUUCAGCGUGACUGAAGCAGCAGCCUGCACAUGUGGACGGUCAUCAGUGCCUCGCCCAGAGAUGCCUGGCCUUCAUUCAGAGGGACCCUGCUGCCACAAGUCCUCCAGGCAGCACCCACACUGUGGCUCCUUCGCGCUGAAUAUGUUGGACUCUGCCAUCAGACUGACCCUCUGUCUGGCUGCUGCAGUUUGUCUGUAAUGCCCUGCCAUGUUGCAUUUUCCCCAUUUGGAUAAAUAAAAACAAAUGCUUCUGUCACACACA